Trichomycterus rosablanca is the source of this 1571-nucleotide messenger RNA. Its product is annotated as annexin A2-A-like. Gene Ontology annotation, cellular component: nucleus; plasma membrane; vesicle. The transcript is spliced from 13 exons. NCBI's taxonomy places the organism in Eukaryota, Metazoa, Chordata, Actinopteri, Siluriformes, Trichomycteridae. Gene Ontology annotation, molecular function: cytoskeletal protein binding; virion binding; phospholipase A2 inhibitor activity. The record is from RefSeq and is a predicted model, not a curated record. The coding region runs from base 61 to 1074 and encodes 337 amino acids.
UCUUACUGUUCAUAGCUUGGAAUCGUCUGUGCAUCAUCCAUUCACUUGGAAGGUUCCACAAUGGCGUUGGUUUCUGAAUUCCUAGGUCAACUCACACUUAAUUUGGGGUUAAGUGAGACCAUCUACCCCACUGUGGUUCCAAGUCCUGAUUUCGACCCUGACAAGGAUGCUGCCAGAAUAGAGACUGCUAUCAAAACUAAAGGUGUAGAUGAACAGACCAUUAUUCAGAUCCUCACCAAGCGUACAUAUGGCCAAAGACGUGAAAUUGCCUUUGCAUAUGAAAGGAGAGCCAAGAAGGAUAUGAUUUCUGCCCUGAAGGGGGCACUGUCUGGCCCACUGGAGACCGUCAUUUUGGGGCUAAUGAAGAGCACAGCUCAGUAUGAUGCCUCUGAGAUCAAAGCCUCUAUCAAAGGUUUGGGAACAGAUGAGGAGAGCCUAAUUGAGAUCCUUUGCUCUAGAAGCAAUGCAGAGCUUGUGGAUAUUAAGAAAGUCUACAAAGAAUUGUUUAAAAAGGACCUGGAGAAGGAUGUGGCUGGAGAUACCUCGGGAGACUUUGCUAAGCUGAUGCUGGCCCUAGUGGCGGCUAAUAGGAGUGAGCCAAGCUCUGUUACUGAUUAUGAUAAAAUCGAUGAAGAUGCCAGAGCAUUGUAUGAAGCUGGAGUAAAACGAAAAGGCACAGACGUCAAAACCUGGAUCAGCAUCUUUUCAGAGAGGAGUGUCCCUCACCUGCAGAAAGUGUUUGAAAGGUACAAGAGCUACAGCCCAUAUGACAUGCAGGAGAGCAUCAGAAAGGAAGUGAAAGGAGACCUGGAGAAGUCCUUCCUCACCCUCGUCCAGUGCUUUGAAAACAAACAGCUCUACUUUGCCAACAAACUCGCUGAUGCCAUGAAGAGUAAAGGAGCCAAGGAGAAGGUAGUAACCAGGAUCAUGAUUUCACGCUGUGAGGUCGACCUUAAGAAGAUCAGGUCUGAGUUCAAGGCCCAGUUUGGAAAAUCUCUGUACCAGAUGAUCUCAGAGCACACAAAAGGAGACUACCAGAAGGCCCUGAUGGGGUUGUGUGGUGGAGAUGAUUAAACUAGAGCAUGGUACUCUGGUUCCAGCGGCCUCAGAUGCUGCGAGCCUGAGGAGUAAAGCCCAGGCGUUCAUCUGAUCAGCACUAUUUAGCCAGUCGCUUCAUUUUGCUCUAUGAAUAGUCUGUAUAUAGUCUACAUGGAUCUGUCUGUAAUCUCUCCGCUGGAUUCACAGGAUUUUACAGUGUUCCAGUUAGUAUUUGAAGUAAAGAGUUUAAAAUACUUAUACCACAAUGAUAAGAGGCAGAACGUACAAUUAUGUCAUCUAAAUAAAGGAACAAAAAUGUAUUAAACUGUGCUGUAGUUCUAACACUUUGAUUAAAAACAUCUGCUGUGAUUUCUACAGCUUUAUCUGAUGUACAUGUGGCCUGCAGAUUGUAGCUGUCCGCUAGAGAGCAGUAGAGCAUCACUAAGCUUUGCUUACACCGCAUGGCCUGAAUCCUCUAAAGCUUUACUUGAUGCUUAGCGCUGCUUUUGUUUUUAAUAAAAGGUCCAAAAAGG